Anneissia japonica is the source of this 3517-nucleotide messenger RNA. RefSeq lists its product as uncharacterized. NCBI's taxonomy places the organism in Eukaryota, Metazoa, Echinodermata, Crinoidea, Comatulida, Comatulidae. The transcript is spliced from 9 exons. The record is from RefSeq and is a predicted model, not a curated record. Bases 290 to 1342 code for a protein of 350 amino acids.
AUAGCAACAACUCAUUAAACAUGCAUACCAAUCACAUCAAAUGACGAUCACACACAGAUAAGUAGAGACCAAAGUGUAGAUGUAGUGUGUGUUUUGGUGACAAAACAGAUGAUGUCAUUUGAAAUGUGUUUCAGGAUAUCAUGUGCUAAUCGCAUUUAAGGAUAAAAUGCUGUCGAUCAAACAAACAUCUGAACUUUACUGACUAUAUGAUUCAAAGCUGAUGACGUCAGUAACAAGAUAAAUUUAAUUUUAAAAGAAGAAUAUUCUGAUUCUAAGAGUGUCAAUAAUUAUGUCAAUGUCAUCAUCCAGCCUUCCACCAUUACAAAAUCUGCCACAGUGGCCUAGGAUACACUCCCUGGACAAAUCACGCUAUCCAAAGCCAUUCCUACGUGACCAGAUACAGGUGCUACCACCGCCCAGGCAGGUUAAAGAGCUAGGGGACAGUUUUGAUGUAGCUAGUUCAGUUUCAGGUGAUAUGGAUCAAACAGCUAGGCUACAACACCUUGAGAAAAGUAUAGACUUUUUAAAACACCAGCACAAAGAGGUGCUUAGAAGUUUACAUGAGGAAAUUGGCCAUUUGAAACAAGAAAAUAAAGAUUUUCAUUUUAAACUAAUAAUGGCGAGAGGAAACAGCCCACCUGUCAAAGAUAAAAGUAAUGAUUCUUUAAAGUCAAUAGCGAGUACAGAUGAAGGUGUUCCUGUUAUUGCACAAGCUGUGUCGUUAGAUGCAUUCAAAGCACGUUUCCUAGAAGAGGAGCAGCGUGAAUUGAGGUAUGCGCUACAAGAAGCACGCAACAGAAAUACGUAUCUACAACAAAUGUUGGAGCAAGCUCUCAAUAGAAGGACACCACAUAAUGAAGUCAGUCAACAAACAACCCCACCCCAUCGAGGUCUGACUCACCAAGACCCCCCUAUGCCUGUUUCUACCAAUCCACUCAAAAUCCAACGGCCUACCGAUGCAUCUCCCCGAUCCCCCACACUGGAGGAAUGUGAGGUUAUUAUUAGGCAUCUACAAGAAGUAAAUGAAAGGCAAGGUUAUGAGUUGACGAGAUUAAAAGCAGACUUAAAAGACGUUCUUUACUCACAUAAGUGGACACCGGAUGCGUAUUUAUUAGCGAAGGCAUAUGUGGCGGAAGAAGAGGGCGCUGCCACUGCCGAAGGAGAAGGAAAGUCCCCUCGAGUGGCGCUAAAGAACCAAUCCAGGAAAAUACCUGAUGCAGCAUUCCAGAAGGACACAAUAUCACUACCUCCCCUUCCCCAGACACACGGCAACAAAGUAGCAGAGAGGCAGAGAAGGGUGGAGGCCAUCAAGAGACAGAAACACACCCAGGUCUCCUUCUAAAUGUUUUAGCCUUGCGAACAUAAUUCAAUCUUUGUAGUGAAGAGAGAUUCUUAAUCAUGGAAUAAUAAUGUAAACAAUAAAGUUAUUAUGGCUUUAAAGCAGAAUUUUUCAUGUUCCUUGAUAUUAUAUACCUUGUCUAUUUAUUAUCAUAUCUAAAUUUUAAAUGCAAAUCUUUUUGAUCAUGUUUUAAAUUCUCGUCUGAUUUAGUAGGCUUGGUUAUACGCAGAGUAGAUUUAUGUUGGCGAUGAUGUCUUUAUCAAGUCUUACUGUCAAUAAUGAUGUCAUUUUGUUAAUAUCAGUAAAUUUCUCUUCAUAACAACUUCUUUUUAUAUAUAGGUGGAAAUGUACUGAAUACUCAGUACGUUUGAAAACAAUUACACCUAUACAUGUUUCUCCUGACGCACAUCCAGUUAUUGUCUAUUCCAUCACGACAAUAACAAUUACUAUCAACACUACAGAACCUGCUGCUUACUUGGACUCGAAUUCAACCCUGGCCAUCAGGCGCAACAUCGGUGGUCUUGAAGUAUGAUGCCAGGCUUGUGGUUUGAGUCCCACCCGAGAACUUGCAAUUUUUUUCGCAAUUUUUUUCAAACAUACUGAGUAUUCAGUACAUUUCUAUAUCAGGUAGGGCAAAAUUACACCUAUACAUGUUUCUCCUGACGCAAAUCCAGUUGUUAUCUAUUCCAUCACGACAAUAACAAUUACUAUCAACUACUUUUUAAUUAUUUUCUAAUUAUUAAAAAUAUAAUAUAUGCUGAAUGCAAAAAAAUAUUUUUGGUAUUUAUAGUGUAAAAGCUUUUCUAGCAAAUGUGAAAGAAUAUUUGUGAUUCAUAUGUUUCAUGAACUCAGUAUAAACAUUUUAAUAUUAAUGUGGAGCAUGCUUUUACUAGUUCAGCUACAGUAAUGUGUUCAAUCUUGCAAAGAACCAUUAAUUCCAAGCCUCCUUAAAAAUAUGCUUAUAGAGCAUGAAGGGUCCCAGAUGUUGAGCUUCACUGUAUUAUUACUACAGUAGUGGACUUAAUAUUUUUUAAUGGAGGCCAAAAAUGUGCUGUUUUUAAUCAAUAUACAAUAAUUGUAUCAUGCAUUUGUGAGGCAUUCUUCACAACUUGUGUUAAAAAAGAAAAGAUAAUUUCACUCAUUUUCAUUUUGUAAAACUCUAAAAUAUUUUUCUUAAUAUUAUUUAGUUUUGGCCAAUCAGCAGCUUAGUAUUACGUUUUUUUUUCUCAAAUUUACUUUGUUAUGGAUGAAUUCAUUUUCAUAUCUCCAUGGGUUUUUUAAAAAAUAUUAUUUAGUUAUAGAAAUUCAGCAGCUUAGCAAUAUUUCUUUUAUCAUAUUAUUUUAAAUGUUUUAUUUAGUACACAGGAUUAGAAUCUGGACACCUGAAUUAUUAGGUAAAACCAAAGUAUUUGUAAAUUUAUGUAGAUAAACAAAAGGUUUAUGUAAAAUAUUUUAUUUGUAAAUUGGACAAUAAACAAAAAGUUCCAAAAAUGCAGUACAGUAGAACCAUGUUAAGAAAAAAAGCUAUCUAAAAAUUAAUGCAAGAUGAAAUAAAUAAUAGUAAAGCAUAUAUUUCUUACAAAUAAGUAGAUGAAAUAAAAUGAACAUUUGUGAAGAUAUUUAUUUAUUUCAGUGCUUUCAAACAAAAACACCAAUAAAAUAUUGUCAAUCGUAUAAAUAUUUACAUUGCUGGUUCAUGGCUUUAGUGCUGCUAAUGCCUAACUGCAACAGAUGACAUAUUGAUAUGAAUAUUUAUUAUUUGCAAAAAAAAAAAAACUAAAUAGAUUUAGACAAAUUUAAAGAACAUAAGUUAAAUUUGAUUUUAAGUUCAUUUUAACAGAAUCGCUGCUCAGUGGUUGAUGUAGAUAUUCAGAAUCUCUAACUCCCUCAGACUAAAGAUCUCUAUAGUAGAAACCACAUUAUGUUUAAUGCAAUCUUUUAAGUCAAUUGAGUUCACUUUAGUACAGAAAAUCCAGACCAUAUUGUAUGCUUAUGCAAAUACAAUUAAAAUACAGUAAAUAGUAAAACAUAGUUUAAGGCUUUCUUUUUGUUGGUGCUUUUUGCCAGUUUACUAAAUUGUAAGAUAUUAAGAACAUGAUCUGAUUGUAUUUAACUUAGUGUAUUGUUGUGUUUAAAUGUGUGUGAAGUAAUUAAAAUAGCAAAAUGCAAGACUAAAAA